Molecule: messenger RNA, 3468 nt
Organism: Marchantia polymorpha subsp. ruderalis
Lineage: Eukaryota; Viridiplantae; Streptophyta; Marchantiopsida; Marchantiales; Marchantiaceae
Source: the annotation of a GenBank genome assembly
CAAAUUCUCUGUGUCGUCGAUCGAGGAACUUCUGCCGUCCGACUUUUAUGUGCCGACGUCACGUUACCGUGUUCCGAACUCGAGCGAAGGACCCUUCCUAAUCUCCGUCAGCAGAGGACAUCUCUGUGCUCACGGCCUCCCCUGCUCCGUUUGCACGCGCGCGCGGCAGCCGCUCGGAAUGGUGGAUACCCGUUCGAUAGGCGCUCCUCCAAACUGGCGAGAAUGUCGAAUUUGAGUUUACGUACGUGGAGGAGGAGGAGGAGGAGGGUGGUUCAGUACAGUACAUGUAGACGGCGCAGGGACGAGAGAGGAUCUGUGUCCGGGAUGCGAUAAUCUGCUCUCUUUAUGACAAGAGAGAUCGUCUUCGCCCUCUUGGCUUCGCCGUCACGCUGUGAUUGUUUGUGCGUAGGUCCCACCAUAGUUCACUCUUGUCGCCAUAUCUGUUUGGCGCGAACGGCAGUGCAAACAGAGACCGGGGUGUGGAUUUGUGCUUGGCUAGCUAGCUGGAAGAAAUUCGAAGACGAGUGGAACCGAACUCGAUGGCAUGAAGUGCUUGCUGGCUGAAGGAAAUGUAUGUGCGCCUUGUAGUCCAUGAGUACACGGUCCCUCCGUCAUCACUUCGCUCGACCGAAGUACGAUUGCCUUGUCAGCUUUGACAGUUCAUCGAAAGAGGAGACGAUGGCCGAAUCAGCUGAAAUUGAAACGCGGCUUUCGGGCGUUCGGCCUAUCUAGCUGCAGUCCUCUACCGCGAACGAGCGGAGAGUGCGACCGACAGUUUCGAUCCAGGGACGAUGAGCUAAUUGAAAGAAAGGACGGAGUGAAGGACCUUCGGGAGCUGAAUUGUGCAAGCGUCACCUCAACUGAAGCGUGUUCGUUCAACCGAGUAAGUUAUGGAGGACGAGGAUGACGUGCACAACGAAUAUUCGGAUGAUGACAUUGAAACUAUUGAAGAAGAGUCUUUCAAACUUCUGGAGAGUAAAAAAGUUGUUGUUGAAAAUGAAGAUGGCACAUUCCGUUGUCCAUAUAGCCCCAGCAGGAAGAAGCAGUCCUACCCUUUCAAAGACCUACUUCAACAUGCCGAAGGUGUAGCGAAAGGGAAAAGGGGAGCUGAAGCUGUGGGUCAGCACAGAGCCCUUGUGAAUUAUAUGAAGAAAAACCUAUCUGCCAAGGCUAGCGUACCUGUGGAACGUGUCCACAAAUUGGAAUUGGCUGCACCUCAAAGGGAGGGUGAUAAGGAUUUGCUAGUCUGUCCCUGGUCUGGAGUAGUUUACAACAUGGACAACUCCCAGCUCAGUGAAUCUGGGCAAAGAGUUGGUCCAGGCGUUUCGGAGAUUAAAAAGCACUUCGAAGUGUUUAGCCCUGAGAAAGCCAUUGUGUGUUGGGGCCCCAAGGGACACAUGGGUCUUGGAGUCUUGAUUUUCCGCAGAGAUCUGGAAGGUCUCAAAGAUGCGCAAGCUUUUGAAAAAUGGUUCAUCGAGAAUGGACAGGGUCGAAGGGACUGGGAGCAACGCAAUCGAACUGGUAGUCUGGGGAAUCAGCUCUAUGGAUGGCUUGCGCGCAAGCAGGAUUACGAAGGGAGGCAUGAGAUUAAAGGCGACUGGUCAGUUAGUAAAAUACUCAAAGAGUCGGGGGAUUUGACCGAUAUUGCUAUGAUAGGGCAAGAGAUGAACAGAAUGCAUGAGCAGAGAUUUCAAAACCUCAAAGAAACUGUAUAUGCCAAAAACGAGGAGUUUGAAGUACUGUUGCAUGAAGUGGAAGUUGCUCGGCGGAGGGCCGAGGAUAUCAAGCUACAACUCGAAGAAAAGCACAAGAAAGAACUGGAAAGAGUUAAAAAGCUUGCUCAAGAAUCUGCUUUGGAUCAUGCCAGAGUAAUGCAGGAAAAUAGUAACAAACUGCAGAAAAGUAUGAAUAUCUUAAAGAGGAAAUGCCAAGAAUUGGAGGAGAAGGAACAAAGGAACCAGGUUGACAAGAGUCGUCUGGAGCAAGAGAAAAAAGAGAACCAACAGCAUCUUGACAUAAUCAAUCACCAGUCGGAACUGCAAAAGAAACAUCACGCUGAUCAAGUGAAGCUUAUCAAGAAACACGAGGAGGAGAGCAACAAACUUGCACAGCUUAUACAAACUAUGAAGCUGCGACUUGCUACAAAACAACAGAGAGAAAUUGAAACUCAGAGGCUUGGAGAGAUGAAAGAUUCUAAGAAAUUCGCUGAGCUUGUAGAAAAUUUUGAUUUUGAGUUUGUUGGUAAGAAUGUUAAAGAGUUGGAGGACAAGAUAAAGGAAGUGGAGAAGAAAAAUGCUGAUUUGGAAGAGCAUCAACGAUCUCUCAACGAAGAUUUGGAGGCACAAGAUUCGACUCUUCAAACCUUGACUGUUAAGGAGAGGAUCGCGAAUUCUGAGCUUGAGGAGGCACGUAAUCUUGGAAUCCAGGCAAUGCAGAAAUUUGGAAGCCAGCAAGGAAUAUUUGUGAAGAGAAUGGGUGAAAUUAACAGUGAGCCUUGGAGGCGAGAAUGUAAAGUACGUUACAAGAAAGAGAAGGAUGGAUGGGAAACGAUUUUCGGAACCAAAUUUUCUGAAUGGGAAGAAAAAGUCAAGAAUCCUGAUUUCCACGCCUUUAAGAUCGUGAAAGAUGGAAAUGAAGAUGACGACAAAUGGAAGCGUGUAUUAGAUGAGACCAACCCGGAUCUGCUUGCACUGAAGGAGGAGCUUGGGGAAGAGGUUAAGCAGACUGUUGUGACCGCGCUUGAGGAGAUUGAAGAAUGGAAUCCGAGUGGUCGGUAUCCCAAGGCCGUAGUCUGGAACUAUGAGGAAAAUAGAAGAGCUACUGUGUCUGAGAUUUUCAAGGUCCUCUUAGCGGCAGCAGAGAGCAGCAAGAAGAAAACUGUGGCCAAAAGGAGACGGUUAGUAGAAGGUUGAUGUUGAUUAGCGUCCAUGCAAUGGCAGCAACAUUUUUUACUUCCAGUCUCUAUUCACUGUGUUCAACGAGCUUCGCAAUACCCUUAUUUUGCGAAUCAAGCAGGUGUUGUUCAUGAAUCAUCGGCGUUAGAUUGCUAGAUGGAAUGCAGGUACACCUGGUAAGGUGUCUAGUGGCCGCCGAAUUGGGUGGAUACUGUUCUUGUACAGUCGUGGCUAUCAGUGAGGAAACUAUUUUCAGACAAAGAAGACAUGUCCAUCUCUGUAAUCUCUUCCGCUUAUAACAACCCGGUUUCACGCUUUCGGUGCCCACAUCUUCAACAUUUCUAUCAGCCUCCAACUCUGGUCCCAAGCUCAAUAGUUCCGCCUUGAUGAAAGCAUUUUCGAUCGGGCUUGGUAAUACUGAAUCCGGCGCUUCUUUCACAUAUCUUUCAGCAUCUAGCACGUGCGUUGGGUGUCUGUAUAAGGCCCCUUCAGCAUCUCGUCACAAUCUUCGCCCUUGAUUUUUGUUUGGAGUUUUUGGCUAUCAAAGAGGUAGAGGUAUUUGUAUCACUUUUUU